GCUGGACCCUGUGCAUAUUUGUCCCUGGCGCGGGGGUGGGGGGAUGUGUUGCGUGCAGCUUCCAAAUGCGUUAAGAUGUAGCUGCUCUUUCACAGCCUGCAGCACGAGGUACAUAGCGGUGCGCGCUCUCGUCCCUCUGCUUCCAUCAAAUGAACCACGCCUCGCGCAGACAGUCCGACGGCCAUAUUGACUGUCUCUGGAUCCCUCGUUAGUGGUGAAAGUCGCUGGGUUUCUACCUACAUCACCAUCAAAUUUCCUGUGCUACAGCGAGUGGGGGUGGUAACAACAACAAGGAAAAGGUAAACACUUGUUUUCUUGGAUAUUACAAACGUAUCGUACUCCAGGUAAGACUGCGAACUGCUCGGAACUCGAUUCUGUCUCUGAGGUUGUGCACGUCCUGCCAUCUGCAGGCGCAGGAGUGGCUUUCUUCGUGUUUUCUCAGAAGAAGGAAGGGCAAAGAGAAAGCAAGGAUGCCGAAACCGAUCAAUGUCCGGGUAACAACGAUGGAUGCUGAGCUGGAGUUUGCCAUCCAGCCCAAUACAACAGGCAAACAGCUCUUUGACCAGGUUGUGAAGACCGUGGGCCUGCGUGAGGUCUGGUUCUUUGGCCUGCAGUAUGUUGACAGCAAGGGGUACAGCACGUGGCUCAAGCUUAACAAGAAGGUAAUCCAACAGGAUGUGAAGAAGGAAAACCCACUCCAGUUCAAAUUCCGGGCCAAGUUUUUCCCAGAGGAUGUGUCAGAGGAGCUGAUACAGGAGAUCACACAACGGCUCUUCUUUCUGCAGGUGAAGGAGGCUAUCCUGAAUGAUGAGAAUUACUGUCCCCCUGAGACGGCUGUGCUCUUGGCCUCGUACUCGGUCCAAGCCAAAUAUGGUGACUUUAACAAGGAGGUUCACAAGCCUGGCUACCUCUCCAAUGACCGGCUGCUACCCCAGAGAGUUCUGGAACAACAUAAGCUCACCAAGGAACAGUGGGAAGAGAGGAUACAGACGUGGCAUGAAGAGCACAGGGGCAUGCUUAGAGAGGACUCCAUGAUGGAAUAUCUGAAGAUAGCGCAGGAUCUGGAGAUGUAUGGCGUGAACUACUUUGAGAUCAAGAACAAAAAAGGGACAGAGCUGUGGUUGGGUGUUGAUGCCCUGGGGCUUAACAUCUACGAGCAUGGCGACAAAUUAACACCAAAAAUAGGCUUUCCCUGGAGUGAGAUUAGAAAUAUUUCUUUCAACGAUAAGAAGUUUGUCAUCAAGCCCAUCGACAAGAAGGCUCCGGAUUUCGUUUUCUAUGCGCCACGGUUGCGAAUCAAUAAACGCAUCCUGGCACUGUGCAUGGGGAACCAUGAACUCUACAUGCGGAGGAGGAAACCAGACACCAUCGAGGUCCAGCAGAUGAAGGCCCAGGCUCGGGAAGAGAGGCACCAGAAACAGCUGGAGAGAGCACAGCUAGAGAACGAGAAGAAGAAACGGGAGCAUGCAGAGAAAGAAAAGGAGAGAAUAGAGCGAGAGAAAGAGGAGCUGAUGGAGCGGCUGAGGCAGAUAGAGGAACAGACGAUGAAGGCACAGAAAGAGUUGGAGGAGCAGACGCGCAGGGCCCUGGAGCUGGACCAGGAGAGGAAGAGAGCCCAUGAAGAAGCAGACAGGCUAGAGCGGGAGCGCCAGGCUGCGGAGGAGGCCAAGGCGGCCCUGGCCAAACAAGCGGCAGACCAGCUGAAGAACCAGGAGCAGCUGGCAGCUGAGUUGGGAGAGUUCACUGCCAAGAUCGCUCUGCUGGAGGAGUCCAAGAAGAAGAAGGAGGAUGAAGCAAACGAGUGGCAGCACAAAGCCCUGUCAGCCCAGGAUGACCUGGAGAAGAUCAAGGAUGAGCUGAAGAAUGUGAUGACUGCACGGCCAGCCGCACCCGCCCCUGCUGAGAAUGAGCACGACGAGCAGGAUGAGAACAGUGCAGAGGCCAGUGCCGAGCUGUCCAGUGAUGGUGUCACCGACCACCGCAGCGAGGAGGAGCGCCUCACCGAGGCGCAGAAAAAUGAGCGCGUCAAGAAGCAGCUGCAGGCUUUGAGCUCAGAGCUGGCCCAGGCUCGCGACGACACCAAGAAAACCCAGAAUGACGUGCUGCAUGCGGAGAACGUUCGUGCUGGCCGGGACAAGUACAAAACCCUCCGACAGAUCCGGCAGGGCAACACCAAGCAGCGCAUUGAUGAGUUUGAGUCGAUGUGAGGACCGGUCUGUUCUGCCCACCCAACUUGCCCCCCCCCAAUGCACCCACCCACCUUGUCUGCUGAGAGGCUAGAGGUAUGCGGCCAACAGCCUGCCCCCUCAGGCCUUGCCAAAGCUCUGACCACCUCCGGUCAGCCAAUCACGCCACUCUGCAUAGAGCUCUGCCCAUCUACAUAAGGAUUUGCCCUGUUCUGGAGAAAGCAGCAUGUCUGAAGCGGGGGGGGGGGUGUGUGAUAUAAUAUUUUUGCUUUUAUUGAAAAUGGCCAUUUAUAGCUUUUUGAUGUUACUAGCAGCCUUGUAUGUAAAGCUUUAAUAUCUUACAUCUUGUCUUCAGUUGGAAAAAAAUUUAAAUCUUUUCUUUUUAAAAGAUCUUAUUUUCAAGACUUAUUUUAAUGCUAGUUUCCAUCUUGAAUGUUCAGUAAGUUUGAGUGGCUGAGUCCUCCAGUGAAUGUGACAUGGUAUGACCACCAGUGGUAGUGUGUUCCCCCAGCCAUCCUCCUCUUUAUCUCACCUGAGAUUGUAUAAGCUUUAUCCCAAACAGUUUUGUCUUUAUCCCAAACAGUAAUCUUGCUGUAUUAUGUAUGACUGGAUAAAUGAGGAUGCCUGAAGGCUUCUGUGUGUGUGUGUGUGUGUGUGUGUGUGCGUGUGUGCGUGCGUGCGUGCGUGCGUGCGUGCGUGCGUGCGUGCGUGCGUGCGUGCGUGCGUGCGUGCGUGCGUGCGUGCGUGCGUGCGUGCGUGCGUGCGUGCGUGCGUGCGUGCAGGGGGAGGUUAGCUUGGCUCAGCCUCAUAGUCAUUUCUCAGUAAUACAGCAGCCCUGGGGCCAGAAUCUCCCCCCCCCCCCCCACGUGGACAGUGAUGAACCGGGCAGUCAUGUAGAAUACAGUAUGUGCACUCUGUGGACACAGUACUAAACCAAACAGCGGAGAGGUAUUUGCCUGCCUUAUAACUUAGGUGAAGAGUGCGGAAAGGACUGGUUAGACCCUGAGUACUUGGUCUCACACACACGGCUUUGCUGCCCUGACCUGGUGUUUAUGCCCAGUCAUCAUAGAUGGUUUUCUUUGCCUGCCUGCUCACAAUGGCCUAGGGGUGGGUGUGUCUGUCUGUCUGUCUUUAUGCCUUCCUGUUUGUCCAUAGGGGGAGAAGCCAGUGUAGUGCACAUAACGUGGGUGUAAUGACUGUCUCCCUAGUAUCGGCACGCGGGCUCCUCCCUCUGCAUAGCCUGUUCACCCUUCGGGGCCCUUCUGACUGGAGAGCAUAUGAAAACAUCGGUCCUGAGACGAGGACACUUCUCUACCUCAUUACUGUUGACUGGGCAGCCAAACACGUGGUCUGAGCUGCCCCCCACCACCCCACCUUCUGUCUGGAGCAGCUCUUUCUGGUUUCUCCUGCAUGGCUCUGCUCCUGGGUCCUGCUUUCUGGCUCUACUGAGCACAGCUGUCUUUGGUUGGUUAAAAAUAACAAAAGAUGAUCUUUCAGGCAGUAACUUGAGUGUUAGACAUUUUCGUUUUUGAAAGCUGAAUGAGAUAAAGGAGCUGUUUUACAACUGACAUAACAGACCCAUCUAGCCUAACAGACGAGCCCAAGUGGGCCAGACAAACUUUGUAUUUUCCUGCAAAAUAAAUAGUGUUGCAGCCUCA
This is a messenger RNA of Brienomyrus brachyistius, 3844 nucleotides long. Its product is annotated as radixin. The transcript is spliced from 15 exons. Bases 471 to 2207 code for a protein of 578 amino acids. Gene Ontology annotation, cellular component: plasma membrane; adherens junction; microvillus. Gene Ontology annotation, molecular function: cell adhesion molecule binding; actin binding. Lineage: Eukaryota; Metazoa; Chordata; Actinopteri; Osteoglossiformes; Mormyridae. Gene Ontology annotation, biological process: regulation of cell shape; positive regulation of early endosome to late endosome transport; regulation of organelle assembly. The record is from RefSeq and is a predicted model, not a curated record.